This is a messenger RNA of Amaranthus tricolor (Joseph's coat), 1950 nucleotides long. RefSeq names its product aspartic proteinase CDR1-like. The record is from RefSeq and is a predicted model, not a curated record. The transcript has a single exon. Gene Ontology annotation, cellular component: extracellular region. NCBI's taxonomy places the organism in Eukaryota, Viridiplantae, Streptophyta, Magnoliopsida, Caryophyllales, Amaranthaceae. Bases 123 to 1445 code for a protein of 440 amino acids.
UAUUCUAAUCUUAAUAAUCUUAUACAAACAUUCUGGUAGCCAACAAAAAUUACAUGUCCCUAUGCAAAGUAUAUAAAUUUGAACACUACUUCCUCAAUUAAGUAAACACCAAUCAUUGCACAAUGUCUAAUAAUAGACAUCUUAACACACAAGUAUCAUUUCUGAUUCUAUCAUCUAUUCUUGCCCAAAUUUCAUCUGAACAACAAACAAAGAUCCAUUUAAGCCUCAUCCAUCGCGACUCCUCCCUUUCGCCCUUAUACAAUCCCCGAGACAGUCCUUAUGAACGCAUUAGACAAUCUUUCGUAAGGUCAAAAGCUCGCCUUUCUUAUCUUAUUAACAAUGCUAAUGACAAUAUGAGCGGUGUUGAUUUUCAAGGAAGUAUGGAAGGUAAUGAUGGCGAGUAUUUCGUCAAAAUAUGCAUUGGAACACCUAGAGUUGAAUUACUUGCUUCUGUCGAUACUGCUAGCGAGUUAGUUUUGACUCGAGGUUAUAAUCGAAAGCAAUCCUCAACUUACAAUCCUAUACCUUGUAAUUCUUCUAUAUGUACUCUAGUACCUAACAAUUCUUGUGAUUCUUUCAAUAUGUGUAGUUUUAGUUCUGUUUAUGCAGACUUUCCUCUUGCAUAUAGCCUUCUUGGAAGCGAUAACUUCACACUCGAGACUUCGGAUGAACGAUUUUUUGCUUUACAAGACAUCAUUUUUGGUAUCGAAAACGACGACAACGUUGAUGAAAAUGAACUUAAUAGUACUAGUCCUACUCAAUAUGAUGGAAUUCUUGGGUUAGGGUAUCAUAAUCUAUCUUUAGUAAUGCAAAUGAGCUCAAUAAUCGAGCCUAAAUUCACCUAUUGCUUUGGGAAUACGAGUGAUCCUGAUGCGAAAAAUCAAUUAGUACUAGGCAAAGGAGUCUUUCUCGAAGGCCAAACGACAUCAUUGAAGGUGAUCGAAGGGAGGUAUAAUCUAGUACUCGAAGGUCUAAGUAUAGGGAAAAGACGGCUAGAUAUUCCACCGGACGUUUUUCAAGUAAGUGAGUCGGGUGGUCAAGGAGUGAUUAUUGAAUCAGCAACGACGUUAACCUUCUUAGCACCGGCUGCUUACUAUAAGCUAGUCGAGGAGUUGGAACAAGACAUUGGGUUGGUAUCAGAACUAUGGCUUGAUCCUCCUUUCGAGCGAUGUUAUAAGGGAAACGUAAUGGACAUACAAGAAUUUCGAGGGCUGAUUUUCCAUUUCGAAAGAGACGUAAAUGUUGUUAUGGAUGUUUCAAACUUGUUCUUACAAGUGGGAAAUGAAAUGUUUUGCUUGGCUGUGUUGCCAAGUCCUGUAGAAGGAGUUUCAGUUUUAGGGAGCUUAUUUCAACAAUAUUAUAGUGUUGGGUAUGAUCUUGGUGAAAUGCUUGUGUCGUUUCAACGUAUCGAAUGUGAAGUUCUUGAAUCACAUUUUAGAAAUUGAAGUGAAACUUUUAAAUCUCUACUUUUUUUUGUUGUAAAUUGAAAUGAAAUAUGUGAUUUUGUGCAAACCGGUUAAUUAUGGCUAAUAUGUUAAUAGUAGAUGAUGUUUACAAUUAAGAUUCAAUAAAAACAAAUACCUUACAUUGAUGUAAAGGUAAUGUUGCAUAUCAACCCGUUAAAUUGGUUGUGUUUUAUAAUGAAAUUUUUUUAAAAUAAAAAGGCGAAUACUUAAAGGUAUUUUUUUUGCAAGUGUGAUUAUUUUAUAAUGAAAUUUAAAACAAAUUUUCUAUAACAAUAUAAUAAAUAUGCAACAAGAAGUAUGUAUAGAUGUUACACAUGGUGGAAUCCAUAACAAACCAUUUGACCGCCGACUUGUUAUUUCAUAUUAACACAAUUCUAGUUAUAAUUCUCACUUGUAACAUUUAUGUAUAAUCGAUAUAUAACUUCUGUUAUUUCAAUCCAAGUGUUGGACUCAAUUUCUUGAAAAUCUUAACAAUGUUAUUAGU